Messenger RNA from Spinacia oleracea (spinach), 1177 nucleotides. RefSeq names its product 14-3-3-like protein. The record is from RefSeq and is a predicted model, not a curated record. Lineage: Eukaryota; Viridiplantae; Streptophyta; Magnoliopsida; Caryophyllales; Amaranthaceae.
UCCUCCCAUUCAAAAACACAAACCUAACUCUCACAACAAAAAAAAACCUCCUCUUUCUCUCUCCAACUUUCCUCAAGCUUUCUCUCUCCAAAACAACAACAACAAUGGCGUCCUCAGCUCGGGAAGAGAGCGUUUACAUGGCGAAACUCGCGGAACAAGCGGAGCGUUACGAGGAGAUGGUUGAGUUCAUGGAGAAGGUGGUUUCCGCGUCGUCGGAAGGGGAGGAGCUCACGGUGGAGGAGCGAAACCUCCUUUCCGUCGCCUACAAAAAUGUCGUCGGAGCUCGCCGUGCUUCGUGGCGUAUCAUCUCUUCGAUCGAGCAGAAGGAGGAGAGUCGCGGCAACGAAGACCACGUCUCUGUCAUUCGCGACUACAGAUCUCGCAUCGAGAAGGAGCUCUCUGACAUUUGCGACGGAAUCUUGAAGCUUCUAGAUACUAAGCUUGUUCCUGCUGCAAGUUCCGGUGAUUCCAAGGUGUUUUAUUUGAAGAUGAAGGGAGAUUAUCAUCGUUAUUUGGCUGAGUUUAAGACGGGUGCUCAAAGGAAGGAAGCCGCUGAGAGCACUCUCACCGCCUACAAGGCCGCUCAGGACAUUGCAAAUGCUGAGCUCGCUCCAACCCAUCCAAUUAGACUUGGAUUGGCUCUUAACUUCUCAGUGUUUUACUACGAGAUUUUGAACUCUCCUGACAGGGCUUGCAAUCUCGCUAAGCAGGCAUUUGAUGAAGCUAUUGCUGAGCUAGACACCCUAGGAGAAGACUCAUACAAAGAUAGCACUUUGAUUAUGCAACUCCUCCGCGACAACCUCACUUUAUGGACAUCUGAUAUGCAGGAUGAGGGCGCUGAUGAGAUCAAGGAGGAGGCUGCCAAGCAGCAGAAAGCGGUGAACAACAAUAAGAUUGCCUACUAAGGUUGGAAUUAGGGUUUUAAACUUCUCCAUAGUGGUUUUAAACUGGAGAAGUGUGCUUGUUUAUGAUUUUAGGGGUUUUCUGAUUCUGAACAAGUAUUGCUUUGAUUCAGCAUUUGUCAACUUGGGUGAUGAUUAUCAGUCUAUGAUUGCCAUUCCUAUAUAUUAAUAUGGCAUAUCUGUCUGCCUCUAUAUUCUUGUGUAGCUUGUUUUAAAGUUGGCCUCAAUUGCCUUUUUAGUGAUUCAGUCUCAAUUAAUGCAACUCCUUUAAGCAA